AUGAGUAACGAACCACUUAGCGAAGGAGAACUUACCAAAAAAUACCCCAAACGAGCAGAAUUAUUAAAAGCCUUAGGAAUAAAUAUCUUAAAAGGUCAUCCAAACUCUCUCGCAAGUAAUAUCACAAUACCGGAGCUAGAGAAUUGUCAUGAAUGUAAUGAAGAAAUUUUGUUAAAUCCACCCAAAGCAUUUACCACGCUCGUGUGUGGUCAUAUACUCCAUCACGACUGUCUUGAAAGAAGUAAUAGAGAUAAGCAAAAAACUUGUCCCAUUUGUUUCGUAGAUAAUGAAGGAACGGCAUCAGCUGAAGUUCAGAAUAUAGAUAUGUCAGAGGUAGUGGAAGAUGAAGGUGAAGAAACCUCUAAUCUAACGGGGGCGGUAAGUAAGUUAUCCGUAGAUGAUGGUAAAGCUAUCCCACGAAGUGAAACAAAAUCCAUGGAACCUGAUAAAGUACAAGGUUUAAUAAAAGAACUAUCUAUGCCAAAAAAACGUGUAACUCGUGCCUACCAAGAAGAAAUAAGAUGCUGGUAUCUCUUUGCUGAAAAAUUCGAAGAAAGAGUUAAAGAAAUAAAAAAUGAUAACAGUAAGUACAAUGACCAACAAGCUAGAGGGUUAGUAUAUGGCGAAGUCGCAACCAAUCUUCUGAGAUUUACAAGAGAUAGUUUGCGUAAAAAAACUGCAAAGGCUAGAAAUAUCUACAAGUUGUUUGGAGAAAGUUAUGACCCCGAUAUUAAAAAAAUACGAUUAGGUAUUCAAUCAACAUGUACGGAUCUUGACCUAAGGUUUAUGCAUAUAGGCGAGGACAUAAUUGCCACAUAUUACAGUCCAGAAAGUGGCAUAUCUUUAGAGGAUGGAAGCACGGGUGUAAGGUUUGUGACGAAUGUAAUCAUUAUUCACACCUAUAUUGCAAAACAUGCAAAAAAGUAG
This is a messenger RNA of Ambispora leptoticha, 927 nucleotides long. The record is from the annotation of a GenBank genome assembly. NCBI's taxonomy places the organism in Eukaryota, Fungi, Glomeromycota, Glomeromycetes, Archaeosporales, Ambisporaceae.